Messenger RNA from Ambispora gerdemannii, 468 nucleotides. The record is from the annotation of a GenBank genome assembly. NCBI's taxonomy places the organism in Eukaryota, Fungi, Glomeromycota, Glomeromycetes, Archaeosporales, Ambisporaceae.
AUGAACUUUGAAUUCUCCGCUCCUAAUCUUCACGAACUCGAACAACUAGUCACUACUCUCGUGUCCGCAAAAACCAAAAAAGAUGGAACUGUGGUUUACCAUUUAAGAAUUGGUAUUCAAAAGUUUAUCUCCCAAGAACAGCUAGAUAGAAAUGGUGAAACUUACUGGAGAAUGUAUAGUGCUGAAACCCAGUUACUAAGUUUAACCAACACCAAGAAAAAACCCAUGCCAAACAAUCCAAUUCUGAGUCAGCAGUUAACUCCGCAACUAGUUAACACCGUUCAACAAUUAAGCACUAGUCUAAAAGCCAUUCAACCAAUUAGUUUAGACUAUUUACCGAACUUUCAAGCGGCUCUGACUGGCUUUUAUGAAGAAAAUGUUAAAGCAACAGUGGAAACUAAAGCCCAGGAAUUUAAAGACCUCUUGCAGAGCAAUAUCACCCAUGGUCAAAAAACCCAACAAGCCUUA